Symbiodinium sp. CCMP2456 is the source of this 1656-nucleotide messenger RNA. The record is from the annotation of a GenBank genome assembly. Lineage: Eukaryota; Dinophyceae; Suessiales; Symbiodiniaceae.
AUGAGCACCGACAUGUACAGUAGUUCCUUCGCAGUUGGUGCAGAGCACUUUCAAUUAUUUGCUCUGGCACGUCUCUCAACAGCGGCACAGGUGCCGACCGUGCGAGCUUUGGGCUUGAGCGGCAUUCGUGACCCAGAGGCCAUCGCUGACCGCCUUACCUACCUGUUGUCAGCAUCCUCUCCACCAGGUGCUCUCAGGAAGCUGCGCGAGAUUUUUCGCUUGGUCGGAUCACACGAUGUUCGACUAUGUUUGCGUGCACGUGGAUGGCUUCCAAAACUGUUGUCGGAGACUGCCACUUUGUGGAAGCAGGCCUCGUGUUUGUCAGCCGAGUCGAACUCAUCGAAAGCGGCCGACUUCUGGCGUGGAGGAAUCUGGUACUCUCUCAGUGCGGAUUGCGGUGCAGCCUGUGACAUUUUGGAGAUCUCUUUGGAAGAUAUUUUAUUCGCGGCCGAAGAUCAUCAUUUCGCUCUGCAACGAGAUCCUCUGUGCCAAACAAAGCCGGAGACAGCAAGCCCACGAGGUGGCUUGCUGAAGCGACGCAGAUCUGGCCAGAUGGUCGUGGGGGCGAGCACGAAGAGCGAUGAUGACAUCAGCGCGGUCGAGAUCGUAGUCCAGCGAAUCAGAGAGUCCUUUGAGGACGCCGUCCUUCUGCCUGGAUGUCUUGAAGGCAGUUCUUCGACCGUUGCUGUGGGCGACGUCUCCUUGUUGGUGCUUCGCAGGUUGCUGUCCAGCCUUUCGUCGCCGUCACCACACGGCGCUUUGCUUGGCGUGAUUCGCAGACGGUUGGUUGGGUGCCUCAAGACCGCCACCAGUGCAUGGACAGCUGACUCUCGCCAUGCCGGAGUUGAACGUCUCGCCCUGCUGUGGGAAACUUGCGGCCUUUGUUUGCGAUUGAGCCCCUGUGGUCCGCAGCACUGCGAAGAACUUGUGAAGGCUGCUUGCCCCAUAUUGCAGCAUUGCAUGGCGUCCAGCGAUGACAGCCCGUCGCAUCUGAAAAAUAUGGUUCUGAAGGCCCUCCAUAUGUUGGGCUCCGAGCCACAAUUCGCAGAUAUGUUGAGAAGCACUCUUUGCUCCAAUCGAGACUCCCUUCUAUUCCUUCUUGUAGGCUUGCUUGGAAAAAGUAAGGGAGCUGCUAUCCGAUUGAUUGUUGGCACUCUUGCUGCCGCUUCUUCGACCAGUUGCCAGCUUUGCGAGGCACUCAGCAGGUUUCAUGUGGAGAGCUCCUAUUGUCGACAGUUAUGUCGGGGGCUUGGAGCUGAGCUGGAAGAGCAUCUCGGAGACAGUGAUGAUGAUGAAUGUUGCAGCUUCGCAGCCUCUUUGGCACGGGUCUUCGCCACCUUCUUUUUCGGUUCAUUCACCAGUGAGGAACAUGCCGAAGUCCAAAUCAACUUUGCCAUUGGUGGGCUUCUUCUCGCGUGGCUGGCGCAGGGUUCGCAAAAUGCGAGCCGUGUUCUAAAGCAGUAUCUGGGAUCGACGAGGUCACUGGUUGAUCUUCUUCGAACAUUUACGGUCUUUCAGGACCAUUGUGGAAUGUUGACAGACGCCUCGCUUAUCAGCAUGCAUAAGUUGAUGACGUCACUGACGUCAUUGCCCGAUGUCGAUGGGCUUUCGCGGUGUGACACAGCGACAGAUGUUUCAGGGCCAUCGAAGCUGUAG